AUGCCACUCACAAGAGGAGUCACGGAUAGCCAUCGUUUACUGAAGGACAGGAAAGUUGUGAAAGAGAUUUCACGUGAUAAAGUAACCAAAGAUGGAACAGUUAUUGCAAAACGAGAGGCUAAUUUACUUUCACGGCUACAGCAUCCUAACGUUGUUAAAUUUUAUGAAAUCUUUCCGUCUGAGGAUAUGUACUGUAUUAUUACAGAGUAUUGUGAAGGUGGAGACUUAAGUAGGAAGAUUAGUGCAUGGAAGGAAGCAGGCAAACAUUUUGAACACAGGGUUGUUAUGGACUGGUUAGUGCAGAUAAUUCUAGCUGUGCAGUAUAUACAUGAACGAAAUGUGAUCCACAGAGAUUUAAAGACCUCAAAUAUCUUUUUAAAAAGUGAUACGAUCAAGAUCGGAGAUUUUGGUAUUGCGAGAGUAUUGAUGGGAGCAACUGACUGCGCACGAACUCAUUGUGGAACACUUUGUUAUAUGAGCCCGGAAGUAGUGAAAGGAGAAGAUUAUAACACCAAGUCUGAUAUAUGGUCUGUUGGUUGUAUACUGUAUGAGAUCUGUACUUUGCAACUUGCAUUUAAAGGGAAGUCCUUAGAUGCUACAGUGUCUAAUAUAGUUAAAGGUGACACACCUGAGAUACCCAAAGCGUACCAUCAGAACUUACGUCUGCUUAUACAAAACAGUUUAUAUUGUUCGUCAAAUAAGUUUGGGAAACCCCGCGUUAAACCAGAAGAAGAAGAAGAAGAAGAAGAAGAAGAAGAAGAAGAAAAGAAGAAGAGGAAUAAGGAAAAGAGGAGGAGAAGAAUAACUUUAUGA
Molecule: messenger RNA, 813 nt
Organism: Anneissia japonica
Lineage: Eukaryota; Metazoa; Echinodermata; Crinoidea; Comatulida; Comatulidae
Product: serine/threonine-protein kinase Nek11-like
Exons: 6
Coding region: 1-813 (270 amino acids)
Biological process (GO): protein phosphorylation
Molecular function (GO): protein kinase activity; ATP binding
Source: RefSeq, a predicted model, not a curated record